Molecule: messenger RNA, 1705 nt
Organism: Onychomys torridus (southern grasshopper mouse)
Lineage: Eukaryota; Metazoa; Chordata; Mammalia; Rodentia; Cricetidae
Gene: Ak2
Product: adenylate kinase 2
Exons: 7
Coding region: 117-818 (233 amino acids)
Biological process (GO): ADP biosynthetic process
Cellular component (GO): mitochondrion; cytoplasm
Molecular function (GO): AMP kinase activity; ATP binding
Source: RefSeq, a predicted model, not a curated record
CUGACGGACGCGGCGAGCGGCCAGUGCGAGCCCGGGGUAGUCUGCGCUCUGGCCUGGAAGCGCCGGACCCACCGGCGAGGUGUGUUGGCGGCUGGCAGAGUGAGGCUUUGGCAGACAUGGCACCCAGCGCGCUGGCUCCCGAGCCGGAGGAGAGUCGGAAGGGCAUCCGGGCCGUGUUGCUAGGGCCGCCCGGGGCUGGCAAGGGGACCCAGGCACCCAAAUUGGCUGAAAACUUCUGUGUCUGCCAUUUGGCUACUGGGGACAUGCUGAGGGCCAUGGUGGCUUCGGGUUCCGAGCUGGGGAAAAAGCUGAAGGCGACAAUGGAUGCUGGGAAACUGGUGAGUGAUGAAAUGGUUGUGGAGCUCAUUGAGAAGAAUUUGGAGAGUCCUUCAUGCAAAAAUGGCUUUCUUCUAGAUGGCUUCCCUCGGACUGUGAGGCAGGCUGAAAUGCUUGAUGACCUCAUGGAGAAGAGGAAAGAGAAGCUUGAUUCAGUGAUUGAGUUCAGCAUUCCAGACUCCCUACUGAUCCGGAGGAUCACUGGAAGGCUGAUUCACCCCAAGAGUGGCCGGUCCUACCAUGAAGAGUUCAACCCUCCAAAGGAGCCCAUGAAAGAUGAUAUCACUGGAGAGCCCCUGAUCCGCAGGUCAGAUGACAACGAGAAGGCCUUGAAGAUCCGCCUAGAGGCCUACCACACUCAGACCACCCCACUCGUGGAGUACUACAGGAAACGGGGCAUUCACUGUUCCAUCGAUGCGUGCCAGACCCCUGAUGUAGUGUUUGCGAGCAUCCUAGCAGCCUUCUCCAAAGCCACAUCCUAGUAAAAGAAGGCCAGGCGAGACUACACCCUGCUCAUCUCCCCGCCGCGUGAUCCCUGCUCUUAGGUGCUGGGCAGAAGGGAAAGGGGUGGUCAUGGGAAGGAAGGAUGGUGUGGGAAGCGGUGAGGGGCUCAAGACGAGCAUUUGGAACGUGGCAGUGUUGUGAUUAGAUUUUUCUUAAACGCAUAGGUGGGAAUUUGUGAAGUAUAAGCAAAGGGAAAGAUUAAUUUUUUAAAAAAAACUGUGAUUGGAGGGCAUCGAUGCAAAUGAGGAGCUAAGGUAUUAUUUUUUAAGCAAUCGAGCUUUCAUUUACUCUGGACCACAAAGCUAAUGCUCUAAGAGACCUCAGCUUCAUGGAUCACCAAGCCAAGAAUCCAGCCAUCAGACUGGGCCUGUGUGUCCUGUGCACAAGAGGGGCUGAGGGCUACUGCCGGUGGGGGUGUGAGCUCAUGGGAGUGGGUCAGCAAAUCCUUUUUACUGGAAUUGUGAGGAGCAAGGGGAGAUAGAUCCCACACUUCUUAACCACUUACAGUCACCUGCUCUAGCAGUAAAGCCUUCCACGGCCACUCAGUACACACUAGUCCUACAAUGCUGCCUUCUUCAUCCACGGGACCCUUUACAGUUAGUGAACAAGGGCUAGGAAUGUAGUUCAGUGGCACAUGUGUGCCUAGCAUUACAAGGGCCUGGGUUCAGUCCCCAACAGUGAAGGGGGAACAAAAGUUAAAAUGUCUUAAGCUAAAUCAUCCAAAGAUUGUUCUUCUCACCCUCAAAUCCUGUGACUGGGAUCACCUGACAACACUGUGAUGUAUUUUCCAAUGAGGUGCCUUCAUAACUGACCAAAUGCUGCCGUGUUUGGCCCCUGAGUCAAUAAAGUAUGUUGAAAAUUUGUA